Molecule: messenger RNA, 1242 nt
Organism: Nanorana parkeri
Lineage: Eukaryota; Metazoa; Chordata; Amphibia; Anura; Dicroglossidae
Product: carboxypeptidase B-like
Exons: 11
Coding region: 1-1242 (413 amino acids)
Biological process (GO): proteolysis
Molecular function (GO): metallocarboxypeptidase activity; zinc ion binding
Source: RefSeq, a predicted model, not a curated record
AUGUGGACCAUACUUAUUGUCGCGUGUAUUGCAGCAGUGUCUGCUGAGCCCCGAAACUUUCAUGGAGAGAGAGUAUUUCGGGCGUUUCCACAAACCUAUGAACAAACACAACUGAUCAAAUCCUUGGGUGAACAUGCAAAGCUUGACUUUUGGGCUCCUGACAAUGUGGAUCUUUUAGAACCAGGCAGACAAGUUGACUUCCGUGCUGACAGACAGGUGUCUUAUGAUGUUCAGGCCAUGCUCGAGCAGAGUGGAAUUCCCUUUGAAAUUCUGAUCGAUGACCUGCAGCUUGCACUGGAAAAGCAGCGUGACAGCAACAUUCGUGCAGUACACAGCUAUGAGAAAUACAAUGAUCUUGACACUAUCAAUGCCUGGUCCGCUAACAUCGCCGCUCAGAACCCUACUUUGGUGACACGCUCUCAGCUUGGAACCUCAUACCAGGGACGUCCUCUGUAUUUGCUUAAGGUCGGAAGAAGUGGAGCAAACAAGAAGGCUAUCUUCAUUGACUGUGGAUUCCAUGCUAGAGAAUGGGUCUCCAUUGCUUUCUGCCAGUGGUUUGUAAAGGAAGCAGUUAACUCUUAUGGGGUCAAUUCUCAGUUUACCAACCUCUUGAACAACCUGGACUUCUAUGUUCUUCCAGUUCUCAACGUUGAUGGUUAUGUGUACACCUGGACAACAAACCGCAUGUGGAGAAAAACUCGCUCUGCUAACCAGGGUUCCACCUGCAUUGGGACUGAUCCAAACAGAAACUUCAAUGCUGGAUGGUGCACUGCCGGAGCCUCUAAUAGAGCUUGUGAUGAAACAUACUGCGGUACUGCUCCUGAAUCUGAAAGGGAAACGAAAGCUUUGGCUAACUUUGUGCGUGCCAACAUUGGCUCCAUCAAGGCUUACCUGACUAUCCACUCCUAUUCCCAGAUGCUGCUGUUUCCUUACUCUUACUCCUAUGCUCAGGCCAAAGAUCAUGUUGAACUGAAUAAUGUUGCCAAGGGUGCCGUUGAUGCUUUGACUGCACUGUAUAAAACUAAAUACACCUAUGGUCCUGGCGGAGCUACAAUCUACCUUGCUGCUGGAGGCUCUGAUGACUGGGCAUAUGAUGCUGGUGUGAAAUAUUCUUACACAUUUGAGCUGCGUGACACCGGAAGAUAUGGAUUUGCUCUACCUGAAAGUCAAAUCAAACCCACUUGCGAGGAAACUUUGCUUGCUGUCAACUACAUUGCCAACCACGUCCUGAAUAACGCUUAA